CUCGCUUAUCUUUUAUUGGCGUGAGGACUGAACUGAUUGAUGGAUCAUCUCCUCUGUCUCUUUGCCUCUGCCAAUUUUGAAAGUUUCUUCUUUUGCAAUCUUCUUAGAGUUUGUUUUACCAUUGCAAAUUUAGCAGAUCCUUUAUGUACUCUGCUUCUUUCUGUCUGCUCAAGAGUUUCUGUAUUCGAUAUAAUUUUGGAAUGUUGUGCAAAGUUUUAAUCUUUGAGGUGAAGCAAAUUGAUCUGGUUUAAGAUUCAGUAUUGAGACGACGACGUAUUUAUUAAUUGCAUUGCAAGAAGAUGUCUAAGCAGAGGAAGAAAGCUGACUUAGCCACCGUUUUGCGCAAGUCAUGGUACCACUUAAGGCUCUCGGUGCGCCAUCCCACUCGGGUCCCGACUUGGGAUGCGAUUGUGCUCACAGCGGCUAGUCCUGAACAAGCGGAGCUCUACGACUGGCAGCUCCGGCGAGCGAAACGUAUGGGACGAAUAGCUAGCUCCACUGUCACUUUGGCCGUUCCUGAUCCAGAUGGCAAACGGAUCGGGUCUGGUGCUGCUACUCUCAACGCCAUUUAUGCUCUCGCUCGUCAUUAUGAGAAAUUGGGUUUUGAUCUUGGUCCCGAGGUAAACAUUGUGUUGACAGGUUAGACUAUUCAUAAUUUGACCUCACUGUAUCUCUUGCUUGAGUUGAUAUCUGAAUCAUUACGGUAGUUGGUUUUGUUGAUUAACUUUGUUAAUUUGAUGAAUCUGGGAUGUGCAAUAAACUACAUCUGUUUAUAUAGCAGUGUGGUGUGAUUUGAUGUUGUAUGUUAAUAAUCAACAGAUGGAAGUUGCGAAUGGUGCUUGCAAAUGGGUUAGAUUCAUCUCUGCAAAGCAUGUAUUGAUGCUUCAUGCUGGAGGUGACUCCAAAAGGGUUCCAUGGGCAAAUCCUAUGGGCAAAGUAUUCCUCCCACUUCCUUAUCUUGCAGCUGAUGACCCUGAUGGUCCUGUUCCUCUCCUUUUUGAUCAUAUUCUUGCUAUCGCUUCAUGUGCAAGACAAGCUUUCCAAGACCAAGGUGAUAUCCUUUUUUUAGCUAUGUAAAACAUACAACGGAUGCUGAUUUUUGAAUUUUAUUUGUGAAGGUGGAUUAUUUAUUAUGACUGGAGACGUCCUUCCUUGUUUUGAUGCUUUUAAAAUGACUCUCCCUGAAGACGCAGCUUCCAUAGUUACUGUGCCUAUUACUCUCGAUAUUGCCUCCAACCAUGGUGUUAUUGUCACAUCAAAAUCUGAGUCACUUGCUGAAAGCUAUACAGUUAGUUUAGUCAAUGAUCUUCUGCAGAAGCCUACAGUAGAGGAUCUUGUCAAGAAAGAUGCAAUUUUACAUGAUGGACGGACACUCCUUGACACUGGGAUAAUAUCUGCUAGGGGCAGAGCAUGGUCGGACCUGGUCGCUCUUGGAUGCUCGUGCCAACCCAUGAUCUUAGAGCUUAUAGGUAGUAAGAAAGAGAUGAGUUUGUAUGAAGAUUUGGUGGCUGCUUGGGUUCCUUCAAGGCAUGAUUGGCUGCGAACCAGACCUUUGGGUGAACUUCUUGUUAACAGUCUGGGGAGGCAAAAGAUGUACAGCUACUGCACCUAUGAUUUGCAGUUUUUGCAUUUUGGAACAUCAAGUGAGGUAUUGGAUCAUUUAAGCGGGGAUGCUUCAGGAAUUGUUGGUCGGAGACACUUAUGUUCCAUCCCUGCAACUACGGUUUCUGAUAUUGCAGCAUCUUCCGUUAUUUUGUCUAGUGAAAUUGCACCUGGUGUCUCCAUUGGUGAAGAUUCACUUAUAUAUGAUUCAACAGUUUCUGGUGCUGUACAAAUUGGUUCUCAGUCCAUAGUUGUUGGUAUUCACAUCCCGAGCGAAGAUCUUGGAACUCCAGAGAGUUUCAGGUUCAUGCUUCCUGAUAGGCAUUGUCUUUGGGAGGUCCCACUAGUGGGACAUAAGGGAAGAGUGAUUGUGUAUUGUGGUCUCCAUGACAAUCCAAAGAACUCAAUUCAUAAAGAUGGAACUUUUUGCGGUAAACCCUUGGAGAAGGUAUUGUUUGAUCUUGGCAUUGAGGAAAGCGACCUCUGGAGCUCGUAUGUUGCACAAGAUAGAUGUUUGUGGAAUGCAAAACUGUUCCCGAUUCUUACGUAUAGUGAAAUGCUGAAGUUAGCGUCGUGGUUGAUGGGUUUAGAUGAUAGUAGAAACAAGGAGAAGAUUAAGUUGUGGAGAAGCUCACAACGUGUAAGCUUAGAAGAGUUGCAUGGAUCAAUCAACUUUCCUGAGAUGUGCAAUGGUUCCAGCAAUCAUCAAGCUGAUCUUGCGGGUGGAAUCGCUAAAGCAUGUAUGAACUAUGGUAUGCUUGGGCGUAAUUUGUCUCAGCUGUGCCAUGAGAUUUUACAGAAAGAGUCAUUAGGAUUGGAAAUAUGCAAGAAUUUUCUGGAUCAAUGUCCCAAAUUUCAGGAGCAGAACUCCAAAAUUCUUCCAAAGAGUCGAGCAUACCAGGUAGAAGUUGAUCUUCUUCGAGCAUGUGGGGAUGAAGCAAAAGCUAUAGAGUUGGAGCAUAAAGUAUGGGGAGCAGUUGCAGAAGAAACUGCUUCAGCUGUGAGAUAUGGUUUUAGAGAACAUCUGUUGGAAUCAAGUGGCAAGUCUCAUUCUGAGAAUCAUAUUUCUCAUCCGGAUCGAGUUUUUCAACCAAGAAGGACAAAAGUUGAACUACCAGUUCGGGUAGAUUUUGUAGGAGGUUGGAGUGAUACACCUCCAUGGAGCUUAGAGCGUGCAGGUUACGUCCUGAACAUGGCUAUAACCUUAGAAGGUUCACUUCCAAUUGGCACAAUCAUUGAAACAACAAAUCAGAUGGGAAUCUCAAUCCAAGACGACGCUGGAAACGAGCUACACAUCGAAGAUCCAAUAAGCAUUAAGACACCAUUUGAAGUCAAUGAUCCAUUCAGGCUUGUUAAAUCUGCUCUAUUGGUAACCGGCAUUGUCCAAGAAAAUUUUGUUGACUCCACAGGGUUAGCAAUAAAGACAUGGGCCAAUGUUCCUCGUGGCAGUGGUCUAGGAACCUCGAGCAUUCUAGCUGCAGCUGUUGUGAAAGGACUUCUCCAGAUAUCUAAUGGAGAUGAAAGCAAUGAAAACAUUGCAAGACUUGUCUUGGUUCUGGAGCAACUCAUGGGUACAGGAGGUGGCUGGCAAGAUCAGAUUGGUGGAUUAUAUCCAGGAAUCAAAUUCACUUCAAGUUUUCCAGGAAUCCCUAUGCGUCUUCAAGUUGUUCCUUUACUCGCCUCGCCACAGCUAAUUUCAGAGUUGGAGCAACGCCUCCUUGUUGUUUUCACGGGUCAAGUCAGGCUAGCUCAUCAAGUCCUACACAAGGUCGUUACAAGGUAUUUGCAAAGAGAUAAUCUCCUAAUUUCAAGCAUUAAGCGAUUGACGGAGCUGGCGAAAUCCGGUAGAGAAGCGUUGAUGAACUGUGAAGUUGACGAGGUAGGCGACAUAAUGUCAGAAGCUUGGAGACUGCAUCAAGAGCUGGAUCCGUAUUGCAGCAAUGAGUUUGUGGAUAAGCUUUUUGAGUUUUCGCAACCUUAUAGCUCAGGAUUCAAGCUGGUAGGUGCAGGUGGUGGUGGAUUCUCACUUAUAUUGGCUAAGGACGCAGAGAAAGCCAAGGAGUUAAGACAGAGAUUGGAAGAACAUGCAGAGUUUGAUGUCAAAGUUUACAACUGGAGCAUCUGUAUUUGAAAGAUACAUACAGUGUCAGUGUGUCAUCAUCUUGAUUCUUGUAAAUUGAUAUAUUUUUUUGGGACCUUUGGAAAAAAUAAAAGCAGAAGAAUCUUUCAGAUUUGCAAUUAAAAACGAUGUCGUGUGGUA
Molecule: messenger RNA, 3862 nt
Organism: Arabidopsis thaliana (thale cress)
Lineage: Eukaryota; Viridiplantae; Streptophyta; Magnoliopsida; Brassicales; Brassicaceae
Gene: FKGP
Product: L-fucokinase/GDP-L-fucose pyrophosphorylase
Exons: 6
Coding region: 1133-3733 (866 amino acids)
Molecular function (GO): transferase activity, transferring phosphorus-containing groups; fucose-1-phosphate guanylyltransferase activity; fucokinase activity
Source: RefSeq, marked reviewed